Molecule: messenger RNA, 3742 nt
Organism: Lineus longissimus
Lineage: Eukaryota; Metazoa; Nemertea; Pilidiophora; Heteronemertea; Lineidae
Product: mitochondrial inner membrane protease subunit 1-like
Exons: 5
Coding region: 767-1348 (193 amino acids)
Cellular component (GO): membrane; mitochondrial inner membrane peptidase complex
Molecular function (GO): serine-type endopeptidase activity
Source: RefSeq, a predicted model, not a curated record
AUGUUGCUGUCCAUGCACGGCUGCAGCUCUUCUCCCUGCAUUGUUAAUGUCAGUCCAUGAACUAUAAACUGCACAAAAAAACAGGAUUCAGACGAAUUAUUUAUGUAUCUAGACUUCUGACUGGUGCAUUCUCAGAACUCUUAUUUCAGAAUGAUGUAUGAUUGGCAUUUACUGGCGCUUGGCCUACCUGAGCUACAUACAAUGCAAUCAAUAUAAUUGAUUUCAAAGGGGAACGCCAUUUAUAUUUACUGAUGGCUCAGGAAGGUGCAUCCAUUUCUGGAAUAAAUGGCUGGAAAAUCUGGAAAGACUGUUGCCGCAAAAAUUAAAGAGGUUGACAGUAACCUUAUGUCUUUUUAUAUGCUGCCCCGACCCUGACCACUGGGGGCUGCCCUGACCCCGAACAGAGCUGUAACUUUAACUGUUCUAUUUCACAAUCUGAUCACUCGGCCAGCAGCUGAGCAACCCCAUUAUCUCAUUUCUGAUUGGCUGAUUGUAUUGGUUCCUAGAAAUAUGACAAUGUGCUCUCCAUCGAGCUUGUUUACAAAUAGACUGUUCAGUCCGGACUUUGACUGCAAGCACCCAGCUGUGUCUGUGGUAUGUAUGUGUGAUCCACCUUGAAUUUGAGUUUGCUGAUCAUUAUACAACAGAACAACUGAAGUUAUUUUCCCAUUCUUUUGGUGAUUAGUGAGCCGUUAAAAGGACUGAGAUAUCAGUUGUGAGGAGCCGUUCCAUGACAAUCUAAGGUGCGUCAUUCAGUGGGGGAACAAUGUGGGGAAGACUGUUUCGGCGAUCAGGGACACUGGCCUUCAAUGUGGUGAAAUAUGGGUGUCUGGCUCAUAUCAGUCUGGAGAUGAUUGGGGGUCCUAUCCAGUGUGAAGGUCCUUCCAUGCAACCAACGAUCCAAUCGAAUGAUUUCGUUCUAACUGAAGCCAUGAGUGUGAGAUGUUGGAAGAUUGGAAGAGGUGAUGUUGUCAUUAGCCAGUCCCCACUAAACCCCCACCAACAGAUCUGUAAGCGCGUCACUGCCACCGAGGGAGACAGGAUACGUUUAGGCAACAGUGAUUAUAGAUUCGUCCCAAAGGGUCAUGUCUGGCUGGAAGGCGACAAUAAAGAUAAUUCCAAAGACUCGCGUGAUUACGGGCCAGUGCCAAUGGGUCUUAUAAAACAGCGCGUCUUCCUUCGCGUUUGGCCACUUUUGAGUUUCAAACGUAUUAGCUCCCUGCCAGCAAGUGAAAACGUCGAUUGCUGUCCGUCGAAAAUUUACGCUAUGGAACCCUGGGAGAUUGGUUACGAUGACGCAGACAGGGAAGAAUCCGAAACAGGAGAAUGCGUUGAGGAUUUGGUGUGAAUAUCCGAGAUGGACGAUGGAAUUAACGUUUGUGUCCAAAAUUUGGAAAAAUAUGGCCAGUUCUGUAGAAUGGUGACUGUCUCCUUUACAUCCUAUAUCUUAAAUAGUAUGGCUUAUUUAUCUAAUGCUCAUAAUCAUCAUGUCAGUUUUGUAAAUUUGUUGCUCAAUGAAUAGGUUGUUGUAUACUCAAACACAUCCGAAUGGCUAGAAAAUCAAUGCCCUCUGCUGAAUCUUUUGCAAGUGUACUUCCACAAUCAGUGAAAGUCUGAUAUUUUUUGAUUUCGAGAGAAAGACUUGAGGAUGAAAGGUGUAUAAACUGGGCUUAGCACUUACAUGUUUGCCCCCUCACUUGCCCAGUUUAUGGAAAAAUAGCACAUUUGCAGUUGAAAAUGUUCUCAAAAAGUUUACAUACUGAUCAUCCAAUGGACUUCAAUCAACACCAUAGUCUUACAUGUAGGCAAAGAUAAGUUAGGCUGUACACCAGUCAGGUAUUCAAAUGGCUAUCUCCAUACGCCACAUAAGAACAUGUAGACCCAUGCACUUAUUGGGAAUAAUGUUUAUUAAGAACAGUGUACACCAUAACAUCAUGUCACAGUAUUGAGGAGGCCUCCAAGUCCAGUGCAUUGUGGCUUGAUGUUGUGACCAAAAUUUUGUAAACGUUGUUCCAAAUCAGUAGCAUGGCUCUAUAGAUACCUUUUUUUCUCCACUGGAGCCAAAGUAUUUGUUAUAAUAGUCUUUCAGACGUGACAAAACAGGGUAAAAGUAAGUCUCAAAGAAUAUCGUUUUUCAGUUGUUGGGAUUUUAUGGCCCAGUAUCAGUUUAUAUAACGAGAUGAAAAACUAUGUAAAUAUUGGAAAUAUGAUAUUGUGCAUGUUCAUUAAUCUAUAGUGGGGGGCUGAGGUUUAAGUGGUCAUAAUAAAUUUUGUGUAUCGGUAACUUUAAGGUAAAACAGGUCAUCUGUUUCUGAUCAUGAUGAAUAAUAAGCAUGUCUGGUAGAUGAGUUCUGUGACAGUGCUGCCACACUGUCAUGACGGUGAGAUUUGUAACCGAAAACUGAAAUGGCUGCAAAUAUUUCGGGUUUAUGAAAAUGUAAAUAAUCGGUCAAGAGAAAAUGAUAUUAUUUCCUCUUGGUUCGGUCAACAUGGAACUAAAAACUUUAGAAUGUCUGAAGAUAUUAAUGGAGAGAGAUUUUGAAAUGGCAGACCAUUUUAUUAUGGGGUCAACUUUUAAAUGAAUUUUAAAUGCAACAACUUAAAGUGCCUUGUUUUAUGCAUUUAACUUCUUCAGUGUUGACUAGGAAUAUAGUUUUAAGAAUACUUUUGUAGAUAUUGAGUAUUUCUGUCGCUGUAUAUGUUUACACAAUAGGUCAAUGGUUGUUGGGGUGUAGAAGUUAGCAUCUUCAGCAAAAGCCAAGGGUCUUUUUUAUGAUGUUGUAAGCAAAUGUACAUGAACUGUUUGGUGUUGGAAAUAUCUUAGCUUCAUAGUCUACUUUGAAUUCAUUGCAAUGACUUUGGUGAAGAGUAUUAUUUUUAAGAUGAAGUAUUGAGAUAAUUUUCGAUCAUCAUUGAUUUGGUUACGCACACUUUGUAAACCCUGCCCUUUUCAAAUUGAUAGUGUCGGUCCAAACAUGCAUUGUGUAACGUUUACAGAUUUAAGCACAAAGUUUUAGGAAAGUUUUUGGAAAAUUUGAGGGAAAAUAUACUUUUCCGAGUUUAUUGAAAUGUUGUAUUUGAAAUUUUAGAUAAGUGAAAAGUUCUUGUUAGGAAUGGGUAUGGUUUUGGAUAUUUAGAUGAGAUGAGCAAAGGUAGCAAACCUUUCUCUGAUGCCUGAAUGAUUCGGUUGUGUUAUUCUUACAGUCUGUCCCAAAAACGUGUUGCUUCAUACCUUUGUGUAAGAAUACAUCUCAAAAAUGAACCUUUGGCUUGUUUUCAAAGUCCAAAGUAGCCCAGCAUUAUAUACAUGUAUAUGCUCCAAUUUUGAGAUGGAAGUCGACAGAACAUCAGAUGAGACUACUUGAACUUUUUGACCCAAUUCUGAAGACUCUCAACUGAUUCACGCAGCCUGCAUAGCUGAAUCUCCGUCAAGUCCAGAGCAUGUAUUUGUAUGAGAGGAGGGAACUGGGUCACCCACAGAAAUGAAUUGAAUGGCGCUUUUUUGGGUUAGACUACAUGUGCACUCCAGCUCACCUCAAGUGUACAUUUUGUGUUGGCAUUUUGGAUCAACUUGAGUUGGGCCAGAGUAUGCUUUCAGCUUUCAUAAUUAUGUAAGAGAUCAACUCAAAACUGUCUUUUCUACCUUCUUCUUGCCAUUGACCACUUAUUUUAAGUUGGACAAGUUCAUAGGAUAUGUAUACAUAGCAGGUUUAAUUUUACAAAAUAAAAAUUUCUCAAUUGA